Messenger RNA from Letharia columbiana, 261 nucleotides. RefSeq lists its product as uncharacterized. The coding region runs from base 1 to 261 and encodes 86 amino acids. The transcript is spliced from 2 exons. The record is from RefSeq and is a predicted model, not a curated record. Lineage: Eukaryota; Fungi; Ascomycota; Lecanoromycetes; Lecanorales; Parmeliaceae.
AUGAGUCGUCCGUCCGUCCAGAACUUUCUCGUCCAUUCGGUCUAUCCCGCGGGUCUGGCUGGUCUGGGUGUUGCUGGCAACAGAUAUCUUCUCGGAAGCCAGUCGGAAAAGGUGGAGGUCGAGCUGAGAUCACGGAUGGAUGUCGUCAAAAACGAUCUGGGGAUCGUGAAGGAGGACGUCACAGGCCUUGUGGACAUGGAGCGUCGCAAAGCUGAUGCUGUGGAGAGGAUGCUGGAUUGCGGAAAGAAGAAGAAGAAGUGA